ACUGCUGAUGCAAAUGGCGAUGUCAUGCAAAUUAGCUCUCCUUUCGGCUCCGUAGUCUCCUAUUCUGCUGCUCAAAUGGCACGCAGACCGGUCAGCAAAGUUAAGCCAACAUCAUUUGCCAGGCAUCAGUUGAUCAACUGGAGUCGUCUUCAUCUGAUCGAUUUGGCUUCGCCUCUUAAUCAGCCCAGCAGAGGUAUGGGCCUGGAUGUUUAG
Protopolystoma xenopodis is the source of this 213-nucleotide messenger RNA. The record is from the annotation of a GenBank genome assembly. Lineage: Eukaryota; Metazoa; Platyhelminthes; Monogenea; Polystomatidea; Polystomatidae.